This is a messenger RNA of Danaus plexippus (monarch butterfly), 2315 nucleotides long. It is a transcript of the gene Gint3, whose product is annotated as UBX domain-containing protein 6. Gene Ontology annotation, cellular component: cytoplasm. Bases 226 to 1557 code for a protein of 443 amino acids. Gene Ontology annotation, molecular function: protein binding. The transcript is spliced from 9 exons. NCBI's taxonomy places the organism in Eukaryota, Metazoa, Arthropoda, Insecta, Lepidoptera, Nymphalidae. The record is from RefSeq and is a predicted model, not a curated record.
GAUAGCUGAAAUAUUUUACUUCAACGAGUUCCAGUGUUUAUUGUUGAAGACGUUUUCCUUAAUUCUUUUGUUUACAUUACUAUUGAUUUUCAUUUCUUGGAGGGUGUACGGCAAUCGUAUAUCCGAACGGUUUAUGAGGCCGGCCACAUCAGCUACAAUAGAACAACUGAAAGAAAGUGUAUCAAAGUUAAAAUUGCCAAAAGAACACACGCCUAGAAUAUAACAAUGGCUGACAAAAUAAAGAAGUUUUUUCAAAAGAAAAAAAUUGAUGCUAAGUUCAAGUUAGCUGGACCCGGGCAUAAAUUAACUGAAUCAUCUCAAUCAAGCCAGUCUUCUUUUUAUAAAAAAGAAGUUCCUACAGUAAAAAGAUCAGGGCUGUCAGAGGAAAGUAAAGUAGCAGCCGAUGCUGCAUUGGCAAGAUUACAACAAAAAAGAGACAACCCUUCCUUUAACACAUCUUUGGCUGCUAUAAAGGCUCAAGUGAAGAAAGAAUUGGAGAAUGAAGUAGCAUCUUCUUCAAAAGAACCAAUUCAAGUGAAAGAAACUACUGAAGGAAAUGUAGACGUUCCUAAAAACUUGGCCGCGUCUGGUGUAUACUUUAAAUGUCCUAUAAUAAGCAAUGAUAUUCUGUCUCGGGAUGAAUGGAAGAAAAAUAUUAAGACUUUUUUGUAUGAACAAUUGGAAGAAGAAAGAGGUCUUACUGCAUGUCUUAUAAUACAGUCCUGUAAUAGCAAUAGAGAGAAGGUUGAUAUAUGCGUGGAAACUCUAUGCAAGUAUUUAGAAAAUAUUGUGACACAUCCCGAUGAUGAAAAGUAUCAGAAGAUUCGAAUGAGCAACAGAGCAUUUUGCGAAAGAGUCCAACCCAUUGAAGGCUCGAUGGAAUUAUUAUUGGCAGCGGGUUUCAUGCAAGAAAAACUUUUGAAUAAUGAAGGCAAUGAAGAAAAUUUUUUAGUUUUUAAAAAGGAAAAUAUUCCUUCAGUUGAAAGCUUGACUAUGUUGAUAGAUGCUCUACGUACAUCGGAACCGAUUCCAUUGGAACUUGACAGGAAUCUCCAAGUAUUGUUACCUUCUCAAGCAGCCAAUAAAGUACAAUUACCGAGUUCAUUCUACGCGCUUAGUCCAGAAGAAAUUAAGAGAGAACAACAAUUGAGAACCGAAGCCAUGGAAAGAAGUCAAAUGCUACGAACUAAAGCGAUGAGGGAAAAGGACGAAUUACGUGAAAUGAGAAAAUAUAAAUUUGCGAUUAUAAGAGUGCGUUUCCCUGACGGAAUAUUGUUGCAAGGCACAUUUUCGGUGUACGAGCGUUAUAGUGAAAUACAUGAAUUCGUUCAAGAAAAUUUGGAACACAACGGCCUUCCGUUUAUACUGAACACUCCAACCGGCCACAAGAUAAUAUAUGAAGAAGAUGCGAAUAAAACUCUUAUAGAUCUAAGACUUGUACCAACAACAAUGCUCACAUUCGCCUGGCACAGUUCAGUCAUAGACGAAAUCAAUAACAGUCCUAAUAAGGACGUUUAUUUGAAACCGGAAGUCAUGGUCCUCGUACAAGAAAUUUGACUAUAUUCAAAGCAAAUUUAACAUGAAAAUUAACGAAUAAAAAAAAUUUAUGUUCCAAUAUUAUUUUAAUAAGAUUUUUAUAUGCUUUAAGACUGCCUUCAAUAAAAUAACUGUUUAAAAUGUCACUUAAUAUAUACACAUCUAGCUUGUUAGUAAGAAAUGCCUUCACAAUGAGACUCAUAUUAGCAAUAAUAAUGUUUCUGGCAACAAAUUUUAUAUGAACAAUGAGGGAAAAUUAAAUAAAUGUACAAUGAAAAUUGUUACAGAGUUUAUAAGUAACUACAAUAACCAGGUCGAUAGAUAAUAUAACGGCCAUUGUUGAUGUUAUAUGAUAAAUUUAAAUAAACUUUAAAAAAAAAACGUCAAAUAACCCGCUUAUGGUAAUUGUGAUAUUGAAACAAUAAACUAGAUUUUUAGCUGAUUAUUAGUGACACAUUUUUAUUAGAGAAUAUGUUUUUUUAUUAAUAAAGCACAACAAUUCUUUCUCACACAUUUUGCUUUUCAAAUAUUAUUAUGUACUUUUUUUUUAUUUAAAAAUAUUCACGUUUUUUCUAAUGUUCAUUAGAUUACUUCGAUAUUAUUAAUAGUAACAUUCACAGCAAUACAAUACAAUAUAAUACAAGCCUUAGGAAAUGUUCAAAACGGCUUUACGAAGCUAUUUUUGACAUAUAUAAACAAUAUAAUUUUUGUAUUUGCCGUAAGUUAUUUAUAUUUUUAUGUAUAUGCGGUUAAUGUAAUAAAUUUAACAAUGUUAAAAA